UUUUUCACACACUUUUUAAAAAUCCCCUGGUAUAUGAAGCAGCACGUUCCUCCUGCCUUUGGAUUGUAUCCUGGAUCUUAGGCCACUGUUUUAUAUUACUAAUCACCGCUCUAACUAAUGAAACCAUCAUAGCUGCUUCAGAAAAAGUAAACUGUAGUGGCUUAGGUUUCAUUGUGACAUCUAAGCCCAGGAAACGAGGCCAAACUCUGCAAAGACAAAAGCCUGGAAGUAAUGAUGGUGAUGGCUGGCCUCUGCGUAUCUGCCCUGCAUCCCGAAACUGCUUUCGCGAUGAAAGAAGAGCAACUGGUGACGAACGGACAGAAUAUACGAGAACCAUUGUAGAGGUUUCGUCCCAACCCAUACGCAGCUUCCGGCAGGGGUAGGAGCCGGCAGGGGUGGGAGCCGGCCGGGUUCUACCGCGCUGCCCUCUCCCACACACAGAACCUAUAACCACGUUGACUCCGGAAGGAAGUUUCCGGACUGAGGGAUUUGGGGGCGGUGGAUGUCACUGGAGGGAAAUAAAUUCACCUAGAGAGCAGAAAUAGAACCUUAGGGUUCUCGCUCCCGGGACAGCCACUGGACAGCCAGAAGCACUUUUUUAUCUCUCCGAGCCCCAAUUCAUGCACUUACGGGGUUUGUCCCAGCAGCAAACAGACCUUUUAUCUACGCCACAGUUUCCGGCUCCGGUCCCUAACUUCCGGUUCCUUCCCCGCCUCUUCCGUUCCUGGCUCCGCCCCCUGUGCCGGAGGUCCUCGCGUCCUGGAAGUUGGCGGCUGCUAGCGGUCCAGAUCCCGGGUCCUAUGGCCGCCCUGGCGUCUAUGAAGGUGGCGUUGCAGGUGGCCGAGGUGCUGGAAGCCAUCGUGAGCUGCUGCGUGGGGCCCGAGGGGCGGCAAGUUUUGUGUACGAAGCCCACCGGCGAGGUGCUGCUCAGCCGGGAUGGAGGCCGCCUCCUGGAGGCGCUACACCUUGAGCAUCCCAUCGCCAGGAUGGUAGUGGCUUGUAUUUCCAGUCAUCUCAAAAAAACAGGAGAUGGUGCUAAAACAUUUAUUAUUUUUCUUUGUCAUUUGCUCAGAGGACUUCAUGCAAUCACAGAUAAAGAAAAGGAUUGUUUGAUUUCUGAAAAUGUUCAAACCCAUGGGAAGCAUUGGAAAAAUUGUUGCCAGUGGAAAUUUAUUUCCCAAGCUCUUUUAACAUUUCAAAUGCAAACUUUAGACCGUGUAAUGGACCAGUACUUAAGGAGACACUUUUUGUCCAUCUUCUCUUCUGCUAAAGAGAGAACCGUAUGCAGGAACUCUUUAGAGUUGCUCUUAGAAGCAUAUUUUUGUGGAAGAGUGGGAAGAAAUCAUCACAAAUUUAUUUCACAAUUGAUGUGUGACUACUUUUUCAAGUGUAUGAGUUGUAAGAGUGGGAUUGCAGUAUUUGAGUUAGUGGGUGACUGUCUUAGAGAGUUGACAGUUGGUGUCACAGGCCUUCCUGUUUCAGAUUCUAGGAUCAUAGAUGGGUUUGUGCUUCACAGAGAUUUUUCUGUGUACUGCCCAGCAGAUGGUGACAUAAGAACAGUAAUAGUGACAGAAGCCAUUCAGCCUCUUUUUUCUACUUCUGGAUCAGAGUUUAUUCUAAAUUCAGAAGCACAAUUUCAGACAUCUCAAUUCUGGAUUAUGGAAAGGACAAAAGCAAUCAUGAAACAUUUGCACAGUCAGAAUGUAAAAUUGCUCCUUUCUAGUGUGAAACAACCAGAUUUAGUUAUUUAUUAUGCAGAACUGAAUAGCAUAUCAGUGGUGGAAUGUUUAUCACCAGAAGAAGUUUCGCUUAUCCAGAGGAUCACUGGGCUUUCUCCAUUUGUACUACCAGAGGCCUCUUUACAGUGUGAAAUUGCUAAUGCUGCUUUGGUGAAAUUUUGUAAACCCCUUAUUCUUAGAUCCAAAAGGUAUGUUCAUAUUGGCUUGAUUAGCUCUUGUACAUUUAUACCACACUGUAUAAUUCUUUGUGGACCAGUUCAGGGCCUUAUUGAACAAUGUGAGAAUGCCUUACUCGGAGCAUUUAAAAUGUUUCAGGAGUUAUUUAAAGGGAUUGAUCUAAAUUACAUGACACAAGAAAAUAACCAAAAUGACACAUUAAGUUCUCUUAUUUGUAAGAAUAGUAGAGAAAAUAAUCAGUUACCAGAAACUGGUAAUGGCUCAGUACAAAGGCCACAUGAGGACAUAGUCGAAAAGAACAAAGAUAAAUUGGAAAAAAUGCAGACAUAUUUAAACAUAUGCCCAAAAUUGGUAGUUUCAAAUGUAAAAUUAGGAACAUAUACUCCAUGUUUAGCACCAAAACUGAUAACAACAGAUACAUUCCAAACAGAUGAAACACUUAAAGGUUUGUCACCAGAAAUAAAUAAGGCUACUGAUGACUGUGAACUGUUAACUGAGAGUAAUUCCACUGCUAAUUCUACAACAGAAAACACUAGAAAAGAAAUGUCUUUUGAAAAUUUACAGGUCACAAAAAUUGCUGGAAAGGGGAGCAUGUUACCAGUGAGUCUUCAGUCUCUAGACAGAUAUACUUCCCAAAAUACAUUCCCUCAGACUAUGUACUGUUUCUCGUCUAUACCAGCAGGGUGUGUUUUGCCAGUUGGUGGUCAUUUUGAGAUCCUGUUACAUUAUUACCUUCUCAAAUACAGCCAAACAUGCCAGCAGUCAGAAGAAACCAUGGUUAGUAUGAUAAUAGCUAAUGCACUUUUAGGCAUUCCCAAAAUCCUUUAUAAAUCUAAGAAAGGAAGUCAUAGCUUUCCACAAAUAUAUAUGAAAGCUAUUCAUGCACUUCAAACCAAUCAACCCUUGGUAAGCAAUCAGAUGGGGUUGGAAUCAGUUGCUGGUAAACACCAGUUACUAACUUCGGUUCUUCAGUGUUUGACAAAAAUAUUAACCAUUGAUUUGGUGAUCACUAUUAAGAGACAGCCUCAGAAAACUGAUGAUCAAGAUUCAGAAGAUGAAUUAUAACAGAACCAGAGUUUAAAUCCAACUCAAG
Molecule: messenger RNA, 3009 nt
Organism: Tupaia belangeri chinensis (Chinese tree shrew)
Lineage: Eukaryota; Metazoa; Chordata; Mammalia; Scandentia; Tupaiidae
Gene: BBS10
Product: Bardet-Biedl syndrome 10
Exons: 2
Coding region: 621-2981 (786 amino acids)
Biological process (GO): chaperone-mediated protein complex assembly
Molecular function (GO): ATP binding
Source: RefSeq, a predicted model, not a curated record